AUGGUUUCAAAACUACAGUUUGCAUUAGUUGUCUUUGGUUGCAUCUCUUGCUACGUGUUAACACCUGCCGAGAGCAAAAAUUUUGACCCGCAUCAUGUCCGUCCUCAUACUCCUACCGAACAACCAGUACCAGACAGUCCUACUUUGCCACUACAUUUACAUAAUCCUCACGGACAUCAUAAUGGUCAUAAUGGGCAUAACGGACAUAACGGACACAACGGACACAACGGUAACAAUGGUCAUCAUGGGCAGAACGGACAUCACGGACAAAAUGGGCAUCAUGGACAAAACGGUCACAAUGGACAUAAUGGACACAAUGGACACAAUGGGCAUAAUGGACAUCAUGGUCAUCACUAA
Molecule: messenger RNA, 357 nt
Organism: Diabrotica balteata
Lineage: Eukaryota; Metazoa; Arthropoda; Insecta; Coleoptera; Chrysomelidae
Source: the annotation of a GenBank genome assembly